Messenger RNA from Mercurialis annua (annual mercury), 2565 nucleotides. Its product is annotated as PKS-NRPS hybrid synthetase cheA-like. Gene Ontology annotation, biological process: regulation of DNA-templated transcription. Bases 1 to 2565 code for a protein of 854 amino acids. The record is from RefSeq and is a predicted model, not a curated record. NCBI's taxonomy places the organism in Eukaryota, Viridiplantae, Streptophyta, Magnoliopsida, Malpighiales, Euphorbiaceae. The transcript has 7 exons.
AUGGCGAUGGCCCAUGCGGCCAGCGAUGGCCCAAUGGAUCAAUUGUCCCUCGGGGACGAUUCCGUUCAUUUAGAAAAUUAUGGCAGUGACGGUAUCGAUUACAGUGAACAGUUUUUUUAUGAAAACGGGUUUGAAAGUGAUACCGAAGCAAUAAAUUGGGCAAAGGGAAUUGCUAUACAGAUUGGGUUUGAGCUGGUUAUUUCGUCUCACAAGAAAGGGGGGUUGGUAAAACUUUUGAGAUGUUGUCGGGGUGAGAGAUAUAGAGGGUUGCACACAGAUUUAGAUUCUUUUGCACGAAAGAAUACGAAGACGAAGGCCUGCCAAUGCCCUUUCAGGAUUGUGGUGAAAUUUAUUAAUGGCACAUGGACUGUUCUUGCGAAGUCUGGGAUUUCAAGUAUGCACAAUCAUGCGUUAGCUGUGUAUCCUGAGGGACACCGUCAGAUGAGCGGACUGAGCGCUGCGGCCAAAAUGAUUGUGCGGGAUAUGAGUGCGGCACAAGCUAAGCCGUGUGCUAUUUUGGCGGCUGUUCAAGAAAAAUUUCCAUCUGACAACCCUACAAGAAGACAAGUUUAUAAUUACAGAGAUAAUUUGAGAAAGUCCAGCUUUGAGGAUAGAGAUAUGGUAGGUCAGUUUUUUCAUUUGGCUCUGACGCACAACUAUUUACACUGGACGCUUUCUGAGGAGAGCACAGGUGUGUUGACCCAUCUUUUCAUGUCGCAUCCUGACUCCGUGCGGUUAGUCCGAACUUACCCCUGGGUGAUCGGUAUGGACUCCACGUAUAAGACCAACAAAUACCACAUGCCUUUCUUUGAGAUUAUCGGUAUGACCCCUUCUAACAAGAACUUCUUAAUUGCAUAUGCAAUUAUGAAGGAUGAGACUGAGGGGAGUUACAGAUGGGUGUUGGAAAGGUUGAGGUUUUUGAUUGGCGACCACCUACAGCCGACUUGUAUUUUUACUGAUCGAGAGUUGGGGCUGCUUAAACCAGUGAAAGAGAUAUUUCCACAUACCCCUCAUCUGCUUUGUACGUGGCACAUAAAUAAGGAUGUAGAAGACAAAGUGUUCAAACUGUGUGGGAGAGACACCGCAAUAACUGAUACUUUCAUGAAUGGGUCGUGGAAGAAACUUAUUAAGGCUCAAACAGAGGAACAAUACGUAGCAGCUUUGACCACUGUGAAAAUGCGGACUAGAGCGUUUCCAGCUGUGAUGCAAUAUCUUGACCGUACUUGGUUGGGGCACAAAGAGAAGUUUGUAUCAUGUUGGACAAACAAAGUCUUACAUUUUGGAAACACCACUACGUGUAGAGUGGAGAGUGCACAUGCUCAGCUAAAGCAGUGGCUCAACUCUAGUACCGGUGCUCUAGACACAGUUUGGACGAAGGUGGACUGCGUUAUACAGUCCCAGUUGACUGAUAUUAGGAAAACACUCGAGGGCUCCAGACAGACUAUAGGCGUCCAUCGACGAGGUUAUCCAUACGACCAUGUCUCCUACAAAGUCUCCCACUACUGUCUUGAUUUAGUGGCGAAGGAACUAAGGCGUAUGAGAGAGUUGAGUUGUGAUGUUCUAGUUCGUUGUGGUUGUGUGCUGAGAACAACACAUCAGAUUCCGUGUGCAUGUGAGCUGAAAGCGGUGAUUGAUGCAGGUGUUCUGAUUAGUCUGGACAGUAUCCAUUCAUUUUGGAAGACGCUUGUUAUCGGUGACGGGGUUGAAACAUCAGAACAAGCCGAUUAUGCCGCUUUUCAGUCAGAGGAUCAUCGGUACUUUUGCGGGGUUGUGGAGGAGGUGAUGUCUCAAGAUCCCUCUAUUGUGCGCGACAUAUCUCAUAUUAUAAACGAGCGACUUCAUCCCGAAGAAUCUGCUUAUCUUGAACCAGAAGUAAAGAGCACGGUGAGAGGUAGACCGAAGGGGAGCACAUCCACCAAGCGGAACCCGAGUGUUUGGGAGUACAGUCAUGGUCGUGGCCGUGCCAAGUCAUCACAAGUUCAUCACAAGGUCGGGGCUACAGUGCUCCUACAUCAGGUAAAUAUAUUUUUUAUAAUAAUAAUGCAGCGAAAUUUUAUCCCGAAUUCAGAGCUUAUUCCUGGAAUCAUAUUGCCAUUUGUCACGAAAUAUGUGGACGUGGAUGGCGACGGGAACUGUGGGUUUCGCGUUGUCGCAGAUUACAUAUACGGUGAUCAAAACAAGUGGGGUUUCAUAAGAAGAAGCAUUGCAAAUGAACUAACCGGCAACCCUGGCCUAUAUGACGGUCUUUGCAGUGAUGGGAUCCAAGCGGCCAUUUCACGUAUUAGGUGGGAAGGGGAGGCAUGUGGGCGCGAUCACUGGAUGCAGGUUAUAGAUGACUUGUUCCCCAUUGCCACUCUCUUCAAUGUAGCUGUCAUUUUCAUAAAUGGCGCGACGAACUCACAGCCGGGUUUUGAUUUAUGUGAUAAUUUUCCAGUCCCUCCUAUUGCCUCCUUGUGGUUCACAAACAGGGAUGCUACCGUUGAGUAUUUGGAGGGAUUGUACGUUCUCAGGAGAGCGCAAUGGCAGAGAUUGUUAGAUGCUUCUGAAGUCCCUGAAAAUGGGUGA